Molecule: messenger RNA, 6974 nt
Organism: Bombus pyrosoma
Lineage: Eukaryota; Metazoa; Arthropoda; Insecta; Hymenoptera; Apidae
Product: NADP-dependent malic enzyme-like
Exons: 11
Coding region: 1891-3708 (605 amino acids)
Biological process (GO): pyruvate metabolic process; malate metabolic process
Cellular component (GO): mitochondrion
Molecular function (GO): NAD binding; malate dehydrogenase (decarboxylating) (NAD+) activity; malate dehydrogenase (decarboxylating) (NADP+) activity
Source: RefSeq, a predicted model, not a curated record
UUGUGCAAUGUCCAGUUAUUAUCUAUGACUUAGAAAUCUUGUCGAAUUCAAACGAACAGAUAAAUGCACUUGAUUGUCACUUUUCAUAAUUAUUGUUCGUAUCAAGUGACCAUGAAAUUUACCGAAUAGUCAGAUAAUCACUCGACCUUAAAAAUCACAAAUUAUAUUGUCAACCUACGAACAUAAUUUACUUCAUUUGCUUUACAUUCGAAACUAACAAAGCAAAUUCCGAUUUCCGGUUUAAAAAAAUGUCUUUUACCAACUUGUAAUAUUGCAAUUUUUAUUCAGGCAACUCUUUGUUAGCUUAGCUUGAAAGUGUCUGAAAGACCAUAGCCAGUGACGAAUGUGUGAACGUGUCAAACUACUACUUAUGCAGAAUUUAUUCUAAGUCUAAUAUACGAUUAAAUGACAGGGUAUCGUGUUAUCCACAUUCCGCUCGGUUUCUCUGGUUACAAUGCUUUCGACGCGUCCUUAAUCGAUACGAACUCUCCACUUUGACAUUUUCGAUCUCUGUCGAUAGUUCGAUUUACUACAAAUCGAUUGUACGCGCUUGCGGCUCUUUCGUCCGAUUACGUAAAAGAAGAAUACGAAUAUAAUCAUAGUUAUAUCUGUCAAUCGUUAAAAUCGAUUUCUAUACUAUCCCUGACAUUAAGUUUCCGACGCAGCAGUUCCGAGCUAACUGAAAAUGCCGAGGUCUUUGUGUGUCAGAUGCAAAAUAUUACGAUAUAAGCGUAAAACAUAUGGGGAAUUAAUUAAAAUGAAAUUAAUUUUUUGCUAAAAAGAACAAACACGUACUGAACAGGAGAAAUACGUAUUUUUUAAAUAAAAUACUCGUCAUAUUAUAUUUGCUCUGACUACACUAUAGAAAAACUGGUAUUGAUAAUUUACAAAUUGUAAAAUUACACUAAUAAUACUAGUUUAAUUGCACAAAAAGGCUGUCUGUUGUGUCGUGAUUUGUCAGUUUAUUUCGUUCGAUUUGUUUCAAACGUUUUCCUUUAAAAAUCCUUCCAGACUUUAUCGUUUCCUCAACAAGUUACUUUUGCAACAAGCGUUUGUCGUUAAAAAGAAAAAGCCGUCGAUCAUGAUAAAAUUGAACAGAAAUUUUCGGAGUGACGUUAAUCGGUCUUUAGAAAAGCUAAGUAAGCUUUAACUCGUUCUCACGCAUCGAACGUUACGUAAAUGAUUCAUUCAUUCAGUUGAACGUACUAAUUGGCAAGCAUUUGUGUUGAAGAUUCGUAAACCAACGGAUGUUUUAAUUUCAAAUACAAUUUUGCUAAUAGCUAGGGAACAAAUAAUAUACGAUGUUUAGAACAUGGUGUUAUGAACGAAACAGGAAAUGUUCUCAAUUUAAACGCAGAAGAAUAUUAAGCUUCUAUUUCUGGCAAAUUUACCUCUCCCGAAAUUACUUAAAUUACGUUACGAGAAACGAGGAACUUCAACUUUUAUACUAUUUUUGCGCUUGUUAUCAUUUCAGAGAUAAGAAAACUCUUAAAAGAGAAUUAUCUUAUCCCUCUUAUAAAUCAUCCUUUUUUGACAAAACAUUGCAUAUAUUUCGUACAAUCGUGCACACCAACCAACGUAAUAACUAAUUAUUAUUAAAUCGAUGGAAUAUAAGAGAUUCUAUAGUCAGGAGUAAAAGAAAAGUUGUGCUGAAAGCUUUGUUUUUGAGAAGAUUAAUUUGAAAACGUGUAUACACGCGUGUUUAACUAAUUCUCAUCUGGCAAGGAAUAGACAAUUGAUAGAAGGUUACCCUAACUUUAUUCUGAAAUAAGUCGAAGAUAUCAAAUUUUCUGUGUGAAGUCACGAGCUCGAAGUUUCCAAGGAAAUCGAACUUGAAAAUUUACAACAUCAUCGCCCAGCAGCAGAAAUUGUGCAGGAUCAUGGGCGCGAAUGCUGCCACCUACACAUCCUGCUGCAAAAGAUAUUCAAAGGAUAUACAGAGAAAUCCACGAAGUGUCUGGAGAUGUCAUACCUAUCAAUAUGGUGAAAGGUAUCGGCCAUUUGAGGGACCCUCGACUUAAUAAGGGAUUGGCAUUUACUUUGCAAGAAAGAAUAUCCUUAGGUAUACACGGCUUGCAACCACCAAGAUUCAAAACUCAGGAAGAACAAUUGGCUCUGUGCAAGGCCUCGGUCAUGAAGUAUACCGAGGAUUUAAAUCGGUAUCUUUAUCUCGUGGAAUUGCAGGAAAGAAACGAGAGAUUGUUUUUUCGUCUAUUAAGUGAAAACAUCGAGCAGAUGAUGCCAAUCGUAUAUACUCCUACCGUCGGAUUAGCCUGUCAGAAGUUCGGCGUUAUCUACCGCAGACCUCGUGGAUUAUUUAUCACAAUAUAUGAUAAAGGUCAUAUUUACGAGAUCUUAAACAACUGGCCUGAGCAAGCGGUUCGUGCAAUUUGCGUAACAGAUGGAGAGAGAAUUCUUGGUCUCGGUGAUCUCGGCGCUUGUGGGAUGGGAAUUCCGGUAGGAAAAUUAGCUCUUUACACCGCCCUGGCUGGCAUAAAACCGCACCAAUGCCUACCAAUCACUAUCGACGUCGGCACAAAUAACGAACAGCUGAGAGACGAUCCUCAUUAUAUUGGUCUUAACAAACCCAGAAGUCAAGGCGCUGAAUAUGAUGAAUUGAUCGAUGAAUUUAUGGCUGCUUGCGUGAAAAAAUAUGGCCAAAAUGUUCUCAUUCAAUUCGAGGACUUCGGAAAUCACAAUGCCUUUCGUUUCUUAGAUAAAUAUCGUGACAAGUAUUGUACGUUUAACGAUGAUAUACAAGGUACUGCCGCAGUUGCGGUUGCUGGAAUUUUAGCAUCGAAAAGAAUAACCAAGAAAUCUAUGUCCCAAAAUAAAUUCGUAUUUUUGGGUGCCGGUGAGGCAGCUAUUGGAAUAGCUGACCUUUGUGUUAAAGCGAUGGAAGCAGAUGGUUGUACCGAACAGGAAGCUCGUGAUAAUAUUUGGAUGAUGGAUAUUGAUGGAUUGCUCGUUAAAAAUCGACCAGAAGGUAACCUGGAAGGUCAUAAGAUCUGGUAUGCGAAAGAUCACAAAGUAAUGAAAUCACUAUUGGAAGUUGUAAAAGAAGUGAAACCAACUGUUCUAAUUGGUGCUUCAGCAGCAGCAGGAGCAUUCACUCCUGAAGUCUUGAAAGAAAUGGCCAAAAACAAUGAAAGACCUUUGAUCUUUGCAUUGAGUAAUCCAACUAUCAAAGCAGAGUGCACGGCUCAACAAGCUUACGAUCAUACAAAUGGAAAAUGCAUUUUCUCGUCGGGUUCUCCGUUUGGCGAAGUGCACUAUAACGGAAAAGUAUAUAAACCCGGACAAGGAAACAACGCGUACAUUUUUCCUGGAAUCGCAUUGGGCGUCAUCAUGACUGGAUGUCAUCACAUUACAGAAGAUUUAUUCCUGAUCUCUGCUCAAGCUGUUGCUGAUCACGUGAAAGACGAAGAUCUCGAAGUGGGCAGUCUCUACCCACCGUUAAGCACUAUUCGCGAAUGUUCAAUUGAUAUCGCCGUACGAAUUGCUGACUACGCUUACGCUAAAACUGGCCUGGCAAGUGAGUAUCCAGAACCAAAAGACAAACGCGAAUUUAUUGUAAGUAAGAUGUACGAUGCUAACUAUGACAGUCCACUGCCAAAUCUUUAUGACUGGCCAGGAGAUUAUGCCAAACCACGUGUUUUGCCAGAUAAAGACACUGUAGAAAUCCGCCACGAUUUAAAACAUCUGUAGCGGAUUUCACCUGGCGGAAUAUUCAGAAGCUAUCAUUAUUACCAUUAUCAAUAAAAAUAUCGCUGUAUCCUGUAUUGAAACUAUAAGACAGGUCGUGACACAAGUACAGGCAACAGUGCGGUUGUAAAACAAUUUUAAUUGUAAGGACUGUUACUCUGUCAGUGACUAAUGCCAGUGCUUUUACCAUAUAACUUGCACGAGGUGUUAAGCACGAGAAACAGUUACAUAGUGCUAUUAUUACAGCAUCGAAUGUCUCAGUAAGCUAACAUUGCAGUAUUUUAACGUCCUCCUUCAUCCCAUAUGCAAUAUUAGGAUUGCUAGUUUAUCGUUCAAAACCGUACUAGGUAUUAACCAGUGAAAGUAUUUAAAGAAAGUUUAUAACGUUGUUAUUCACCUCUAUGCCCUACAUUUAUGUUGCAUAAAAGAAAGACACAAAAACCGAUAUGACACAUGGCGGUACGCCUGCAUAGUACGUUUAUGAUUUUAUAUUAUACACACACAUACCUAAGUAUACAUAUACAACAAACAUAACGUAAUAAAAUUAAGUAUAUAUUUGAACAGUGAAAUUUUUCGAUCGUAACAUUGAUAACAAAUAAAAUUAAAAAUUUCACGAAUACAUACGAUUGUUUCUAAGUAUGACUAGAAAUUUCAUUUUUUCUUUUUUUUCAUUUAUAUUUCGAGGGAUUCCCUCUGAAAGAUAUUUUAUAAAUAACAUUUUUUUCGACAUAGAAACGAAUUUUUGUAAAAAUCAAAUACAUAUUGUACUGUAUGUUUAAGGUUACCCGAUUUUUCCUUUUCGGACGAUGCCAAUAUGUCCCAAUCUCCUCUCACCCUGAAGAGUCAAUCUACUUCCCCAAAAGAAAUCCCAAUCAAAUUGAACAAAUGUACGGUCCAAAGAUGAUUGGUGCACUUGAAGCACACUUUAGUGCUGUCACAUUUUUAUUUUGCCAUAUUUUAUAUAUACUUUUAAUAAAUAAACAUCAUUCUAUAAAUAAGAAAGGGAAAAGAUAGUAGCGAGAUUGUGCAAAACAACUGUCAUUUGUGACUUUUAAUACAACACGUUUGAUCGUUGCUUUUGCAAUUAGUAUCCGUUUCAAAUUAUAGACAAAUUUAUCUUAGGUUUGCUCAAAUAUAUUCGCGCGUAAGUGAAUAACAUUUUACGGGUAAAAUAAUGUAAUGUUUAAAGCUACCGAUAGCACAUACCGAUAUAAUCGGAAACUGGUUUCGAGUUUGCUAUUUGGAUGUCUGUAUAAAUCAUGUCAUAUGUAAAAAGUAUUUUACAAACGAUAAUGAGAUCAUUAGAUAUGUAUUUCAUAUCCUAAAAUAUACAUGCAGUUACAUAUUUGUUCCUGAAAUAUUUUCGGUGUUUAUACUUUUCGGGCAAUUGUUGUAUAAAGCAAUUCUAUACAAAUCAAAUAGAACGACUUAUUUUUCUCUACGUAUCAAAGAGUGUCUAUUUUCACGAAGACGUAUUAAAAACGCGCUAUAUAUAGAUAUCAAUAUUUUAUUCUAGAUUUGUAACGAUAUAUUUUGUCGAGUUUCGCAUGCUCUGUCCGAUAUAAAAUUCCGAGAAACCGCACGAAACGUAUACUAUACAUGCAUAAAAUGUGUUUGUAUGUGUCAUAUAACAUGUAAUUGAUCGUUAGUUAGCCAAAAUGCCGGUUAUUGAGCCCGGAUACAAUGCGUGAGAAUGUUUGCUACUACGAAUUUCGUUGUUUACUUUUACACUUUAAAAUGUCACAGUGAGUUUAGCCAAGUGACGAAAUCUCGGUGUCGAGUAAUAGUACAUUAGAGCAGCGAUUGGAAGAGAUAUAUUCAUGUUCCAAUCUAAUUUCUUAUGUAUGUAGCUGAAUACAGUCGCAAAUCGUCACUUAGUUAAGCGUAACACGUUAAUAAAGUAUUAUUACACUAUUACUAACCGUGUUCUUCUCCCAACAGAUUAUGACGUGUUGGCGAGUUGAAAGACAAGACGACUGCUCUGACGUAUAUACAGUCGUUUUAAGUUAAUUCGAGUCAAAUUUCAAACAAAAUGACUCAAAAGAUGGCUACACUCCUAUAAUCCUUUAAACAAAAGUUUUAUUCUGAUACAUCAGGAAAUUCAGUUCUUAAUCCAACUUUUUUAAGUGCUGAUAAUCUGUACUUAUUUAUUAUUAAUUUAAAGCCACAAUUAUAUUUUAUAUAUCUACGUAGGCUGUUCACUAAUUUCAGAUCCGUAUCUCUAUUUAUUUUAUUUAUUUGUAACUUUUAUUUUUACUUGUAUUUAAAUUGAAUGACUAAUGUAUGUAAAUCAAAAAGUAUUAUUAUAUUGUGAUACUUUCUUUUUGAACACUUAAAGAAGAAAUUAGUGAAUAGUUAUUGCUUGUAGGAAUUACGUCAAUAUAUUGCUGAUAUAUUAUCUAUCAUUUGAAUUUCUAUUAAUAUAUGAACAAAUUUUUUUCAAAAAUUGCAAUCUAAGUAAUCGUGUGAAAUUUAGUAUGACAUAUUAUAUUCUAAAAAAGGCGAUAUCUAUAAUCAUCAAAAGAGUAAAAAUUUCUAAACACGAAGAUAUAUUCUGUUCUGUUAGGUAUACUAUGUAAGGCCACAUAUGUAUGUAUGUAAAUUGUCACUUCGUUUGUUCGAUUUUAUCAUGGUUUUAUAUUGCAUUAACAAACACUGUCAUCAAGAAAAAAAGAUAGAAAGGCAACAUUGUAAAAACCAUGUUUUUUGUACUAUAUUGUAAUUGUCACUUUUAAGUUAAGUAAAUAUACAAAAGUAAAAAUUCUGUCACAAGAUUCCUAUAUGUUCCGUGAAAUAGAAACUUUGAUGAACAACAUGGAUUUGAUUAUUACUAUCGCGUGACAAAUAUAACAAAACACCUCUCUUCUAAAUUAUUCUGAAUUAUAUCAGAUUACACUAUUACAAAGGUGAAAAAUGGCUAAAAAAAUGAAUACGGGUCCGAUUGGAUAUUUUCACAUUAUUUCCUACAACUAUUUCUAGUAGUCCUAAUACAAUCACGAAGACAAACACGCUUAUUGGUGGAAAACGUCACAUAUCAAGACCAUAUAGCAACACGUGACAGCGAACAAUAAAGACCAGUAUGUACUUCCCUUGCCCCUGUGCCGUCCCGCUAGCCAUUUCUCAUCUCUGUAUUAAUGUAUGCAUAUUACCUAGAACGGGAGGAAUUGAAAUUAUUCAAAUGCAACUAUGUGCUCAUUAGAAUUUGUUACUGAAUGUGUACAUUAAACACUAAAGAAAGCUAUGAAUAAAUGUUAAAUUAUGGUCGUUAA